This is a messenger RNA of Talaromyces proteolyticus, 339 nucleotides long. RefSeq names its product bola domain protein. NCBI's taxonomy places the organism in Eukaryota, Fungi, Ascomycota, Eurotiomycetes, Eurotiales, Trichocomaceae. The record is from RefSeq and is a predicted model, not a curated record. Bases 1 to 339 code for a protein of 112 amino acids. The transcript has 3 exons.
AUGGCAACUACAUACACCUCUCCAACGCCAAUAGAGGAUGUCAUGCGAGACAAGCUUGUUGCUGCAUUCACCCCGUCUACGCUGAUCAUACGCAAUGAUUCGCAUCUCCAUGCUCACCAUGUGUCUAUGCAAGGAAGCACCUCCAAAGAAACGCAUUUCCAUGUCACGAUAACCUCCAAAGAAUUCCAAUCAAAACCACAGCCUGCUCGACACCGCAUGGUGUAUGCCUUGUUCAAGGACGAGAUGAGUCGAGAGGGUGGAAUCCAUGCGCUGCAAUUGCGAACACGGACGCUAGAAGAGGAACAAAAGCAAGCCGAGAGAGAAAACCAAACACAAUAA